AUGGCAACAAAUAAAUGGUAUAUUAUAUCAAUACAAUUGAUAAUAUUCGUACUAAAUAAAGUCAAUGGUCAAACAUUAUCAACUGUAUCAUGUCAACCUGUUUUAAAGAAUUAUUUUGACUAUUUAACUCAACCACAUUAUAAUGUAGUUCGUUAUUUAUCUAUUCAGGCUACAUUUAUAUUAGAAAAUAGAUAUGUUGCAUAUUAUGCGGGAUCUCUUAAUUAUGUUAAAUCAGUUGAUUCACUGAAUGGUACAGUAACUGUAUCAUUUAGUGAUCGAACAUGGACUCCAUCAUGUGGUUUAUUAUUUUGUCCUGUUCAAAAUUUUGGUUACAAAAAUACUGAUACGCAAACUAUCGCAAUCAAUAGAUUGGGUGCCAUUCAAUUCAUAUGA
Molecule: messenger RNA, 393 nt
Organism: Rotaria socialis
Lineage: Eukaryota; Metazoa; Rotifera; Eurotatoria; Philodinida; Philodinidae
Source: the annotation of a GenBank genome assembly